AUGUCCAGCCAGGAGUACUACCAGGGCCAGCAGGGCGGCUAUCCCGCCCAUCCUCAGGCCGGUCAAUACGGUCCUCCCCAGGGACAGUACUAUGCUCCUCCUCAGGGCCAGCCUCCCAUGCAGUACCAGCAGGCUCCUCCACAGCAGGAAUCUCGUGGGCGACGUGGUGGCAGCAAUAACUGCUUAGUGGCCUGUCUCGCAGCUCUUUGCUGCUGCUGUGCCGUCGAAGAAGGUUGCGAAUGCUGGUAA
Molecule: messenger RNA, 249 nt
Organism: Metarhizium brunneum ARSEF 3297
Lineage: Eukaryota; Fungi; Ascomycota; Sordariomycetes; Hypocreales; Clavicipitaceae
Source: RefSeq, a predicted model, not a curated record